Molecule: messenger RNA, 1095 nt
Organism: Paraglomus occultum
Lineage: Eukaryota; Fungi; Glomeromycota; Glomeromycetes; Paraglomerales; Paraglomeraceae
Source: the annotation of a GenBank genome assembly
AUGGCAGAUCACCUUGGACCUCAAAUUGGCACGUCAGCCGACAACUAUUUCCAAUCCGAUCGCGAUGUUGCUAUUCAACAAAGCAGAGCCGCGAAAAGCAGAAAUAAUUCUGGCGAUCCAAUAAAGUGUACUUCCAAGGUCUUGUGUAUGCUCCUCCUAACGACUGCGGAUGUCUAUGCUUAUGUUGGUGAAUCGGGAUUUCUGGCUAGAAAGAUAAACUUGGCGACCGGCAAGACUGUCAAAACCUUCAAAGGACAUACUGGUCCUGUUACUUGCAUCGGGAUAUGGUUUUAUGACGGUAACGAGUAUCUUAUAACCGGAUCAUGGGAUAAGACGUUACGUAAAUGGGAUGUCAAGACAAAGGAAACAGUCAAUACGUUUUCAGCUCAUACAGACUUUGUUAAAUCCAUGACAAUCGCACGUAAUGAACCCAUACUGUAUUCAGGAUCAUCUGACAAGAAAAUUAGAUCAUGGAAUCUUGUAACUGGCAAAGAGUUGCGCGAAUUCCAAGGACAUACUCGUGGAAUAGAGGACUUGUGUUUGGACGAAAGUGAACAGUAUCUAUAUUCUGCAUCUUCCGACAGACAUGUUAGAAAAUGGAAUGCGAAUACGGGAGAUUGCUUGCAAGUUUUCGAUGGGCAUUUGACAAGCGUAUAUUGCUUGAGAUUAAUUGACGAAGAGAUGUGGACCGCAUCCGCCGAUAAGACUGUCAAACGAUGGGACCUGGUUACAGGAAAACCUGAUACUUCCCUUGAUCAUCCGGAUUUCGUCAAGUGCUUGGUUGUAGUGGAACCUUAUGUAAUAACAGGAGGACGAGAUGAAGACAUUCGGAUAUUUGACAUUGCGUCUGGAAAACUUGUAAAGAAGAUUGAAGGUCAUUUUGAUGAAGUAUCGUGCAUGGCCGUACAUGGAACAACCUUAUAUACCGGCUCAUUAGACUGUACAGUGAGGAAAUGGAGUAUCGCUGCCAAGGAUCUCCAACCAUCAAACAAAGCAAAAGUCGCAAAGCCAGUCAAAACCAAACCUACAACUCCUACCAUGACUGCGGAAGAAGAAAAAGAAUUGGAAGAAUUAUUAGCAAGUGAUGACGAAUGA